Molecule: messenger RNA, 2091 nt
Organism: Aphidius gifuensis
Lineage: Eukaryota; Metazoa; Arthropoda; Insecta; Hymenoptera; Braconidae
Product: receptor like protein 21-like
Exons: 3
Coding region: 7-1836 (609 amino acids)
Biological process (GO): SCF-dependent proteasomal ubiquitin-dependent protein catabolic process
Cellular component (GO): SCF ubiquitin ligase complex
Source: RefSeq, a predicted model, not a curated record
UUUAAAAUGAGGCCAAAAAGAAAAUGUGUUGCAAAAAACCAACAAAUCUCUGAUGGUGGUAACAAUAAUAAAAAAAGGUCAAAGAGAAGAUGUGUUGUAAAAGACCAACAAAUUUCUGAUGAUGGUGACAAGAAUAAACAAAAAAUUGUCAUCAAUUCACUGGAUUAUGACUCGUUAGCAAAAAUCAUCAUGUUGUUGCCCAUACCAGAAAGGAUAGACAUGGAAGAAGUUUGUACCAAAUGGAAAGAGGCAUCCCAACUAGCUUGGUACGACAUUAAAAAAUACAAAUGUGAAUCAUCAAUUGGACGUUGUUAUGAUAACCGUUUGUUGACACAAUCAUACCUUGAGAAAAUAUUAUUAAGAUGUGGUAAAUAUCUGCAUGAAUUGUCUCUCUCAAAUAUUUUCGAUUCAAGAAUCAUGCCAUUUGUUGGUGAUCAUUGUAAAAAUUUAACAACCUUGGAAUGUAAAUUUGAUGAUAAUGUCUUGAUUGAUAAUGCUGAUCACUUUGUUCAAGCAUUUACACAAUUGGAUAAAUUAAAAUGCAUUAAAAUAUUACUGAACUAUACAACAGAAAAAAAAGUAAUUAAUCUAUUUGAAAUAAUUAAUAGUCUUCCAGAAGAAAUUAAUGAAAUUCAUAUAUUUAAUGAAUGUUGGUUUGAUUACGGUAACCAAGAAGUUCUUUUCACUUUAAAAAAAUUUAAAAAUCUUCAAAAACUGACUUCACGUAGCCUCUAUUUAGACGAGCUAACUCUUCAAGAAAUAGCAGAAGCAACAACACUCGCUCAUCUUGAUAUUGAAUUACAUGAGAAGCACGUAGAGUUUCCUCUUCUUGAUAAACUCGUUAAUUUGGAGUAUAUACAAAUAGGGAUUGAAGGAGAAAAUGAAGACAAGAAAGACUGUACAAACGUACUCAACACUUUUUUUUGUAAAUGCAAAAAUCUAAAACAUCUUGAUAUUCCAAAUGACUUUUAUAAUCUUGCUAAAAUUCCUUUGGCAAAAUGGAAAAACUUGAAAAAUUUAGAAUAUCUUAGUUUAUCUUGUCAUGAUGUGUCACCUGACUUAGUAGAUACAAUUGUUAAAUAUUGCAAGAAUUUAAAACACUUGUGCAUAAGCUCUUUACCUGAUAUUAUAGAGGCAUAUGUUGUAAAAAAGUUAACAGAAUUGGAAAAUCUUGAAAUUUUAGAGAUUAUUUAUGAAUCCCUUGAUGAGGAAGAAAUAAUCGCAAUUUCAAACAAUUGUAAAAAACUUAAACGUUUAAAACUUGAUGGAUGCACAGUAAUAUCAACAGAUAUUGAUGAUGACGGACUUUCUUCUCCAUCGGUUUUCAAUGAGUUAUCAAAAUUACAAUAUCUUGAACAUCUAAGCUUGGAAGAUGCAGAAAACAUUGACGAUAAUACAAUUAUUGCUAUUGCUAAUAAUUGUAAAAACCUAAAAAGUUUAGAUAUCUCUGGUAACAGUGAUGAUAUUAGUGAAACAGCUCUCGUUGCUUUAACAAAGUUGGAAAAUUUAGAAAUACUAAGCGUAAGCUCUCGUAAUAUUUCCGACAGCUUCAUUAUCAGGUUAAAAGGAUUAAAAGAGUUUAAUUGUGGUCAUUGUAGGAAUCUUACUGAUACUGGUAUUAUUCAAUUUAUAAAAAAUAACCCAGAUCUUGAAGAUAUCCAUGCGGUGGGAAUAGAUAAUAUUACAAUUGACUUGGUUAUUGGUGCUGAUCAGGCAACUAAAAAUCGUACAAAUGGCAUAAUUUUACGUUUACGAAUAUCUAAUAAGUCAAUAAUUGAAGCUUCUAAGUCAAUAAUUAAAUCUCAAUGGUUGGUUGUUACUGAUUAUAGAGGAUAGAUCUAUCCUUCAAAUUAAUUUAAAUUUAUCGUAUAUUUUUCUCUUUUUUAUACGCUUAAUAUUCUUCUAUAAUGUAUUCCUUAAAACACAUACAAAAUGUGUGACUAAGUCAAAGACAUUGUAAAAGAUUAUUAUUAUUAUUAUUAUUAUAACAACUUUUUCUCUAUAUUACUUUAAACCAUAAAAAUUCAAAUGUCAAUGUUAAUAUUUUUGUAAAACAAAGUUCAAUAAUAAAUAUACCUAUUUCUUGAAUAA